Messenger RNA from Equus quagga, 363 nucleotides. RefSeq names its product protein phosphatase 1 regulatory inhibitor subunit 1C (gene PPP1R1C). The coding region runs from base 1 to 330 and encodes 109 amino acids. Gene Ontology annotation, molecular function: protein phosphatase inhibitor activity. NCBI's taxonomy places the organism in Eukaryota, Metazoa, Chordata, Mammalia, Perissodactyla, Equidae. The transcript has 5 exons. Gene Ontology annotation, biological process: intracellular signal transduction. Gene Ontology annotation, cellular component: cytoplasm. The record is from RefSeq and is a predicted model, not a curated record.
AUGGAACCCAACAGUCCCAAAAAGAUACAAUUUGCUGUGCCUUUAUUCCAGAGUCAGAUUGCACCCGAAGCAGCAGAGCAGAUCAGGAAAAGAAGACCCACACCAGCGUCACUUGUGAUUCUCAAUGAACAUAAUCCCCCAGAAAUAGAUGAGAAGAGGGUGACCAACACACAAGCAGAAUCACAGAAUGCAUCCCCUAAGCAAAGGAAGCAGAGUGUGUACACAGCACCCACCAUGAAAGGGGUUAAGCAUCUGAAAGGCCAGAAUGAAUCAGCAUUUCCUGAAGAAGAAGAAGGCGUAAACGAGAAAGAGGAGCAGUGGGACCAUUAAUCAUGAGUCUGCAGCAAGAAGCCUUCUUGGGAA